Rotaria sp. Silwood2 is the source of this 471-nucleotide messenger RNA. The record is from the annotation of a GenBank genome assembly. Lineage: Eukaryota; Metazoa; Rotifera; Eurotatoria; Philodinida; Philodinidae.
AUGAAUGUCAACCAAUCAUCAUCUGAUGAUCAACAACAAAUUCUAUGCAUUCGAAUAGAAAAUAAAGAAGCAGCUGAAUCUAUUCAACAUUUAUUGAUGAAAUAUGCAUCGAUUUUUAAAGAUAGUCGUAUUAUUGAUUUACAUGAACUUAUACAAUUUAUUCAAUCACGGACAACAACAAAUAUAACUCAUGAAGAUGCUUCGACAAUGACAAAUACUGAUCAUAUAUGUCAUCCAAUAACAUCUUGUGCUAGUUUUAUAACACAAAAUGAGAAUGUACGUCGUCUAAAAGCUUUAGAAUACAUUCGAAUAUUUCUCGAAAUGAACAAAGAAGAGUUUUUCAAUUAUCUGAUCAAUGAAGAACAUCUUUGUCAACAAAAAACAUUGGCUAUUUAUCAAAUGAUAAGACAAUUUCUUAAAGUUAUAUAUCAAUCAGAACAUGAACAGAAACAAAAAACUAUUGCAGAUUGA